Molecule: messenger RNA, 1895 nt
Organism: Aspergillus wentii DTO 134E9
Lineage: Eukaryota; Fungi; Ascomycota; Eurotiomycetes; Eurotiales; Aspergillaceae
Product: metallophosphoesterase family protein
Exons: 6
Coding region: 396-1580 (394 amino acids)
Cellular component (GO): cytoplasm
Molecular function (GO): hydrolase activity, acting on ester bonds
Source: RefSeq, a predicted model, not a curated record
GCUGAAACCACGUCGAUCUCCGCCUGUCAAAAAUAUAAUUUAAUUAUUGAUUUCAAAUCGGUUGAGAUCCACCGAAAAUGCCGAGUGAGUAGUGCUUACAAGCUGCUAAACGUCAGGGUUGUAUCUCCGCUACAUCCGAGAUGCGCGAUGAUCAUCCUUUUACUUCCACAACCACUGCUUUCGAAUCGAAUUAAUGCGACACCCCUUUCAAAUAAGAUUAUGGAAAGAUUAAAGCUCCUAUCGAUGUGAAUGACCAGCAAUGAGCGGCUGCCACCUGCACUGGGCAGGUCUACAGGUAGUAGUGAUGUAAAAUGAAUCUAACACUUCAUAAAUCCUUAUCUUUCCUCUUAAAUAGAAAUGAUUUCUCUCAUCGAUAUAAAGCCAUGCAACACAUCAUGAAUUCCAUUCAAAACAGCGUGGCAGGAAAUUAUAGUCAACCUCUACGCUUCACAGAAAACGGAUCCUUUCAAAUCUCGAUAUUCUCCGAUCUCCACUAUGGAGAAUCCGAAUCCUCCGUGGGCCCUGAGAAUGACGCCCGAACGACCAAUCUCAUGCAAAAUAUCGUCACCACCGAAAAGCCACAAUUAAUCGUCAUCAACGGCGACCUGGUAUCCGGCGAAGCGACCGAUCGGUCGAAUUCUACCUCCUACGUGGAUCGCGUGCUGGGGCCGUUGGUGGAUUUGGAUAUCCCAUGGGCGUCUACGUACGGGAAUCAUGAUAGUGAUAGGAAUCUGUGCCCGGCGGAUGUGUUUGAGCGGGAUACAUCGUAUGCGAACAGUUUGACGCAGAGCAUGGUGGAUGAUUCUGGGGCGGGAUUCACGAAUUACUAUCUCCCGGUGUUUCCGCAUAAUUCGUCUAUCGAUGUCCCGGAGAUGAUAUUGUGGUUUUUCGACUCGCAAGGCGGAAAUACCUGCGUUCAAGAUGACGAUGACACUUCCAAGUCGCGACAAAACUGGAUCCAUCAAUCGGUAAUCGACUGGUUCAUCCACACCAACGCAAAUAUCUCGACACAAUACAACACGACCAUCCCAUCCCUUGCAUUCGUCCAUAUACCGGCCUACGCAAUGCGCGCAUAUCAACAGACCGGUAUCGACAAUCGCAUCAAACCCCGCAUUAACGGCGAACGCGUCAAUCAGCAAGGGUACCUUAGCAGUGACGACGACUACACGGGGCAGGAUUUUGAGUUUAUGAAAGCAUUGCUGGAGACGAAGGGGUUAAUCGCGACAUUUAGCGGUCAUGACCAUGGGAAUGAUUGGUGUUUUAACUGGAAUACUCAACUCCCCACGAUGAACUUGACCGGAAAUGGGUUGAAUAUGUGCUAUGGUCGACACACUGGGUACGGAGGAUAUGGCGAUUGGAGUCGAGGUGGACGACAGGUUUUACUCCAGCAGGAGCAGAAUGCCACAUCGUCUGUGCAAACCUGGAUUCGACUAGAAGAUCAAACGGUCACUGGUCGGAUGGGGUUGAAUUCGAAGUCUAAUCUGAAUCCGACGGAGAAUUUGACCAGCACAGCUAGCUCGAUGGAGGUGCCUUUGCUAUCUUUGGUUUAUUUAUGGGUGGUGUUGGCUUGGCUGAUAUAGAUUAGAUUAUAGAUGCAAUAAUGGAUACAUUAAUCCUGACGAUGCCAUCGUAAAGCACUGUUAAAAGCAGCAUCGACAUCAGAUCGUCGAAAACCCGGUGCUCGACCCAGGAUGACCAUUCCACGGACCAGCAAGUCAAAAAAGCACUGCACAUCCAGAAUCCCCCCAUUGCUGAUCCCCGGAAACAACGAUGAAUGCCCAUCCAGACUCACUCCCCUCUCUUCCAGAUAGCCCUGGACAUCAUGACAAUCAAACCACUCACCAUGCAACUGAAGCAUUUCCAAUCGCGCCUGAAUAUCCACCGACUUCUUACAC